CUUUCUCUCCUAGACUAGAUUCUAACUCUUUUAUUUUCUUGAAAGAUAUGGAUCAUUGUAAAAUGAAUUUUUUUUUCUCCUUAAAAGAUGAAAAGGCCAUCAAUACAUUGAUUUGGUUCUUAUAAGUUAUAACAGACUAUAUUGAUUGUCUUUUUCAUCUUUUAGGGACAAAAAUAUCAUUUUUCAUCCUUAAUUUUAGGUAUUAAAAUGAUGAUCUAUUCUUCAAAUCGCACAUUUGGGUCUUCAUCUUCUAGGGAAAUAAUAUUUUGCAUGUUCUAGUUGAGAAUGAUACCAAUGGGUUGAAUCAUGAAUUGCUUGAGGGGGGCGGGGGAGCAUUAAUGGCCUAAAAUUCUCUAACCAUGGUGAGUGAAGAAUUAAUGGUGUAAAAUGAAUGCAUUUGGAUAAAUUUUGAAUUGGAUUAUAAUUGAUGGAUCAACUAGUCAUUAAUCCAAACAUAGCUAACUGCUACUAUGUAAUGUCAGACAUAUCUAAACACAGUGCGAACACUUGUUGCCUUGUUGGCAUGAAAAAAGUUAAGAAGCCACGAGGCUUUCCAUGCGGAGAACAGGUCGAAAGAUAUAUAACCUGGUACAACAUUAAGUUUGGGAUGUGUGCCAGUUAAACGACAGUGAUACUGAUCCGAAUUUACCUAUUACUCUCUACGUGGUUUCAGCUAAUAGAAUUGAAUGUGAAGCUGUUGCCACGUAGUACAUUAAAAUCAAAUUUAACAUCAUGAUUCAUGAGUACAACUCCUAAGAUAUAUACAUAGUAGAAGCGGAGACAUCGAUAUUGAGCACUUUCAACAGAAAAGGGAAGUGUGAAGAAGCUAGCAUUUGAGAAAGAGAGAAAUCAGAAAUGGCAGAUACUGGUGGUAGAGGAGAAAUUGCAGUAGGGGCAGGAGCAUGUGAUAACAAGUGUGGCUGCACAGUUCCAUGCGCUGGUGGUUCCACUUGCAGGUGCACAAGUGGUGGUGGUGCAAGGGGUGGAGCUGAGCACUUGACAUGUUCAUGCGGAGAGCACUGUGAGUGCAAUCCAUGCUCAUGUCCCAAAACUGUUGCUGCCGGAACUGGUUGCUCUUGUGACGCGAGUUGCACCUGUGCUUCCUGCCGCCCUUGAUCUCACAGGAGUCCAAUAUGUGGUUUCUAUGUUAAUUAGUCUCGUGUAGUGUUCAAAUUGUGGAUGCAUGUUUUUUCAAUUAGCUUUAUGUUAUUACAUAUUCUACCUAAAUAUCUGGAGGACUGUCUCUAGAAUAUGAAAUGGUAUGGAAUUACAUGUUGUAUGCCUGGACCUACUUAUCUUCAAAAUCUAGCAGGAAUAAAAAAAGGUGCAUUUCUGUC
This is a messenger RNA of Lotus japonicus, 1337 nucleotides long. RefSeq names its product EC protein homolog. Gene Ontology annotation, molecular function: zinc ion binding. NCBI's taxonomy places the organism in Eukaryota, Viridiplantae, Streptophyta, Magnoliopsida, Fabales, Fabaceae. The transcript is spliced from 2 exons. Bases 856 to 1116 code for a protein of 86 amino acids. The record is from RefSeq and is a predicted model, not a curated record.